Messenger RNA from Acanthopagrus latus (yellowfin seabream), 1365 nucleotides. Its product is annotated as MAPK-interacting and spindle-stabilizing protein-like. The record is from RefSeq and is a predicted model, not a curated record. NCBI's taxonomy places the organism in Eukaryota, Metazoa, Chordata, Actinopteri, Spariformes, Sparidae. Bases 105 to 1121 code for a protein of 338 amino acids. The transcript is spliced from 3 exons. Gene Ontology annotation, biological process: cell surface receptor signaling pathway.
UGUUUGUUUGCACAGAAGUACUUAAUUUAUUUAAUUUAUGAGAUUAACAUUCAGGCCUGCUUGGAUCUGAACGCUGGUCAACAGAAACACCUGUUCAGCUAAUCAUGGAUGUGGUUGGGGUCUUGGGUCAAGUAGGAGAUGUCUUGGGUCCAGUACAAUGUGUCUUAUCCCUGUGUAAGACUAUCUUCACGAUGGCUCAGAAUGCGAAGGCCAACAAGGAGCGUUGCCAGCGAGUCGCCAAGAGAGUUGAAGCGCUGCAGGAUCUGGUUCUCACCAUCGAACAAAGGGGGCCUGGUCAAAUCUCUGUCAAUGUUGUGAACACUCUGAAGGAGCUUCGUGACACUCUGGCUGCUGCCAAGCAGCUGAUCAUGAAGUGUUCUCAAACUAAAGCUGUAAUGAGCUUUAUAAAGGGUUCAGCCCAUGAAGAGCAAUUCAACAAGAUAAACGAAAGACUGUCUGAUAACUUCCAGGUCCUGUCAGGGGCGCUACAGGUCGAGCAGGGGAAUGUGCUGCACAAGGUGUAUGAAACUGUAACAGGAAGGAGACAGGAAGAAGAAUAUUACAGUGGACAAGCCAGCUGCACCAGCCCCACAACUCCCAUGCCUCAACCCAGCGCCAUGCCCUCCAUGUACAGCCCCACAGCUCCCAUGCCUCAACCCAGCGCCAUGCCCUCCAUGUACAGCCCCACAGCUCCCAUGCCUCAACCCAGCGCCAUGCCCUCCAUGUACAGCCCCACAGCUCCCAUGCCUCAACCCAGCGCCAUGCCCUCCAUGUACGGCCCCACAGCUCCCAUGCCAGACCCCAGCGCCAUGCCCUCCAUGUACGGCCCCACAGCUCCCAUGCCAGACCCCAGCGCCAUGCCCUCCAUGUACGGCCCCACAGCUCCCAUGCCUCAACCCAGCGCCAUGCCCUCCAUGUACAGCCCCAUGCCUCCACCCGGAGCCUUCAGCCCCAUGCCUGUCUCUGUGCCUGUCUCCACCACCUUUGUCUCCCAGCCUGUCUUUUGCCCCCCGACUGUUAUCAAUACGACCUUCAGACCCGUCCUAAGGACUGUUGCGCCAUUGCGAGCACCAGUUGCCUCUGUUAGAAGUUAUGUGGUUAACAAUUCUUAUUUUCAUUAAAACAAUGUGCACACAGCGUAAUUAGUGAUGAUCAAGUGUGACAUGUGAGGACAAUGAGGGAGGGCCAGGAGAGACAGUUGUAAACUCUAUUUGUUUCACUGGUGACUUAAAGAUAUAAUAUGUGAAAGUUUGGUGACAUAUUCAAAUUUGCUGCUGCUGGAAAUGUUGUUGACCCAUUUUGUUUCACCUGUUUGUGCCUGUACAGAAGUUCUAAUACAAGCAGGGAACAUAUUAAAAUCUGUUG